Molecule: messenger RNA, 1518 nt
Organism: Exophiala spinifera
Lineage: Eukaryota; Fungi; Ascomycota; Eurotiomycetes; Chaetothyriales; Herpotrichiellaceae
Exons: 5
Coding region: 1-1518 (505 amino acids)
Biological process (GO): transmembrane transport
Molecular function (GO): transmembrane transporter activity
Source: RefSeq, a predicted model, not a curated record
AUGGAGCCUGCUACCAAAGUCGAGGUAAAUCACGCAGAAACGCUGGCAUAUCCAGCGCCAGGGACCGUCCUUGAGUCUAAGGAUUCGGGAGUCCACGAUCGCGUUCUGGUGCCUCAGCCCACUAAUGACCCUAAUGAUCCUCUGAAUUGGAGCACUUUCGAGAAGUACUCGACCCAUCUCACAGUGUGCUUCUUCACAACACUGGCAACCAUGAAUGCCAGCAACUUCACCGUCGCUAUCAGCCCCUUGAGCAAAGAGUUCCACCAGUCACCAACUCGUACCGGAUAUCUUGUAUGCUUCAAUGUUCUUCUCCUCGGAGUGGGAAACGCUAUAUGGAUUCCCCUGAUGAGAGUCUUCGGAAAACGACCGGUUUACUUACUUGCUCUAACACUUCUUAUCGCAACCAAUGUCUGGAGCUUCAAGACGCAUAGCUUUAACAGUCUGCUUGCGGCACGCAUUCUUUCCGGUCUCGCCAGCUCAGCAGGUGACGCGACGGUUCCCUCCUUAGUCGCCGACAUGUUUUUUAUCCACGAGCGCGGCCAUUGCAUGAUGAUCUUCCACCUUGCUCUAAGUGCCGGGUAUUUCCUUGGCCCUCUCAUCUGUGCCUAUAUCACCGAGGGGGUUGGCUGGCGCUGGACAUGCGGGUUGAUUGCCAUUUCUGCUGGUGCCACCUUGCUCGUGGGGAUCUUUACCAUCAGAGAAUCUUCGUAUCGCCGCGAAACUGCAGAUGUAAGCCUCCCGGCCUCGGCGUAUCCGCCUAAGGCUAGCUUACUCUCCUGGAUGAGCCUCACUCGGGGCUACAGGAGCGAUGUGUCGUUCUUCAGAGUUUUCUUUCGAACACUCUCAUUGGCGGCAUAUCCUCCUGUUGCCUGGAGCGGCUUGAUAAUCGGGGUAUUCGUUGGAUGGAACAUUGUGGUCCAGCUUACUUCUAGCCAUACUUUCACCAAACCCCCAUAUGGCUGGCCUGUCGGAGGUCUCGGCCUUCUUUCUAUAUCAGGUUUCAUUGGCGCAGUCAUAGCCUUCUUCCUCGGCGGAAAGUUGAUCGACAUCAUCGCCACGAGAAUGACAGAUGCCAACAACGGGAGGCGCGAGCCUGAGUUUAGAUUGCCUGCAAUAAUUAUCCCCGCCGUCAUCGGGCCCAUGGGUGUAUUAACCUUUGGGCUAUGUGUUGCUCACUACACCACCUGGGUCGGCGCCGCAUUUGGCUACGGAAUGCAAGGGUUUGGACUGACCGCGGUUUCGAACAUUGCUGUAACGUAUGCUGUCGACAGCUAUCACUUACUCGCCGGCGAAUCUCUUGUGGUUGUCUUCGUUAUCCGGAAUACGAUAGCAACCAUACUUGCGCUCUACACGAUCAACUGGCAGGAAGCAAGUGGUAUCCAGAAUACCUUUGGAGAAAUGGUGGGCAUUCAGUAUUUUUUCCUGCUCAUUGUGAUUCCGCUGUACUUCUAUGGAAAGCAAAUCAGAGCCUGGACUGGCAGAUUCGGAGCUAUGGCAGAGCUCGCGCAUGAGGUCUGA